AUGGCGCCUACUGCACAUACUCCAAAGAGCGGCAAAAAGAAGGGAAAAAACGUGGCGGACGAUGCGAAUAUUGGCAAUGGGAAUGAAGAGGGUUCGGUACCCACGCUUACCGUUGGUGAACAAUUACUGCAACAGAAGUUAAAGGAAUCGAACCGACAAAAGAAAGAGGAAUUCGACGUGUUGCUAAAGAAAAAAGAAUCGGUGGCAAGGAAGUUGACUCGCAUACAAGUUUCGUUGGAAGAACCUGAGACAGCAGAUAAACAUUAUUUGCAACUCCAGUUGAAAAUGUUGGAUUGUGCUUACAAUGAAUACUGUGAUUUACAGAAUCGCAUAUACGACCUAAACACAAGUGACGAAAUACAGUGUGCGGAAGAAAUGCGAUUUAUUGAGUUUGAACAGCUGUACAGUGCACUCUAUGUACAGUUAACGAAAAAAUUUGAAGCAUCAGUAAAAAGUGAGAUGAAACCAGUGGUAGUGCAACCCGUUCACAGUCAGUCGUCUGUUCCUCCUUUGAAGGUUCCGUUGCCAACAUUCGACGGGAAUUUCGAAAAUUGGUUCGCGUUUAAAAAUAUGUUUGAGAACGUGAUGGCACGCUAUGACAAUGAAUCCCCGGCCAUCAAGUUGUAUCAUUUACGCAAUUCAUUAAUUGGCACAGCUGCCGGAGUGAUAGACCAGGACAUCAUAAAUAAUAAUGAUUAUGAUGCUGCCUGGAAGACGCUACGUGAGCGUUUCGAAGAUAAACAAGUGAUCAUUGAUAAACAUAUCGAUGCGAUGUUCAACAUACAAGUAAUGACAAAGGAAAGCGCAGUAGGUCUUCGGAAGCUUAUUGACACAGUUUCGAAAAACGUCGACGCUUUAAAGAAUCUGGAUUUGCCGGUGGAAGGAUUGGGCGAAAUGAUGCUCUUGAACGUGCUUGUGAAAAAAUUCGACCUUGAGACACGUAAAGCGUGGGGAUUAAAUCAAAAGGACAAUGAGUUAGCGGAUUAUAAUUCCACUAUGGAAUUUCUCAAAGAAAGGUGUAAGGUGUAUGAAAAAAUAAGUCGUAGUAGCAAGGUGACAACAGAAGUGGUGAAACAAUUACGUACCGCUGGAAAAACGGACACAAAGGUACACAGCCUUGUUACUACCAGUGAGAAGUGUUCGCACUGUAAAGGAGAUCAUGAAAUCUGGUGGUGUGAAGUUUUUAAGAAAAUACCAGUGAAUGAAAAAUACAAUUCUCUACGCAAGAGUGGUUCCUGUUUCAACUGUUUGGAGAAGGGACACGUCGUAGGAAAGUGUAAAUUGGAGCGGUCGUGCAAGCAGUGUGGCAAACGUCAUCAUACGUCACUGCAUCCCAUCGAAGUGCAUUCAGAGGAUUCGACGUUACAACAAUCGAACGUUGUAUCCAAAAUAGAUUCAUCGAAACCAACGAUAGAGGUCGCUGAUACUACGGCGACGCCAACAACCAGCAAAUCUGUUCUUUGCACGAAUGUCGAAGCUGACCAAGACACAUUACUGGCCACAGCCAUUGCACUCAUCCACGGUUCUAGGAAGAGAAUGAUGCAGUGCAGGGCAGUACUGGAUUCUGCUUCACAUAAGCAUUUUAUCACGGAAGCUAUGGUAGCUAAGCUUGGAUUAAAGCGAAAAAGGGCCAAUUAUACGAUCGUUGGUAUUGGUGGCAACCAGAUAGCCAUCCAGCACAAAGUGCACGCGAGAAUCAAAUCGAAAGUGAAAGACUAUGAGUCACAGUGUCUUGAGUUCUUGGUCGUGAAGACAAUCACAGGUGAUCUACCAAUGCAGCAUUUCGAAACUGCCCAACUGAAUAUUCCAGAAAACAUUCAGCUGGCUGAUCCUGAAUUCAACGUACCCGGUCAGGUAGACGUCUUGAUCGGAUCAGGUUUAUUCUUCAAGCUCAUCAAACAAGGACAGUUUCAGUUGGCGGAUAAUUUGCCUGCUGUACAAGAAACUUCGCUCGGUUGGAUCGUGAGUGGCUUAAUUCCAACUAACCAAUUGGGAAUUGGCGGUACGCUUUGCACGGUAGUAACUGAAGAUGAUGUCGGUAAGUUACUACUUUGA
This is a messenger RNA of Toxorhynchites rutilus septentrionalis, 2055 nucleotides long. RefSeq lists its product as uncharacterized. The record is from RefSeq and is a predicted model, not a curated record. The coding region runs from base 1 to 2055 and encodes 684 amino acids. Gene Ontology annotation, molecular function: nucleic acid binding; zinc ion binding. The transcript has a single exon. NCBI's taxonomy places the organism in Eukaryota, Metazoa, Arthropoda, Insecta, Diptera, Culicidae.